AUGGGUCGUGGAAGGAUACCCAUGGAUCUCAUUGAGAAAGAAAAGGCUCGGAAAACAACAUUUCAAAAGCGAAAGACCGGAUUAAUCAAGAAAGUUUAUGAGUUUUCCACCCUUUGUUCAGUUGAUGUUGGUGUAAUUAUCUUUGCCUCCAAGCGUCCAAAGGUGUAUGAUGUGGAAGAGUAUUUCAGUGAAAGAAUGAAAAGGAUUGAAGGUGAGAUUUCCAAAGUGCAGAAAGAGAAGAUCCAAAUCAUGUACCCAACCUGGGAUGACUCUUACAAUGUUCUUGAAGAGGAACAACUGAGGAUGUUUCUUAGUAUUUUGGACGCUAAGCUUAAUGCUUGUAACCAAAGGAUGAAUAUGUUGAAGCGAGAGUCAAAGGAAAAAACAAUAACAGACAAAGAUGAUCUACUUGUUCCCUCAGUAGCCCAACAUAGCCAUCACAAUUUUAUGCAGAACGUGUCUCAAACACAAAUUUUCCCUCUUAAUGAUAACAGUCAAGUUCCAUUUUAUCCAUGUCAUCCAAGCCAAAGUUCUCUUUCUUCUUUGUUUCAUUUUGGUCAAAAUUGUACGCAAUUGAUAGAAAAGAAUACAAUGGUGGAUUGGGGUCAUCAGGUUGCCCUGUUUGUUGUUUUACCAAUGGUAUUGUGCCGGAAGCCUGAUGCUCUUAUUACCGUGUUGCCUACAUUGAGGGAGAAUACAAAAGCCUCUAUAGGAGAUCUCUCAAUAGGUUUGUAUGCUUGGUCACGAAAUCUCCUACCCAUAGUGAUUGGCAAAAGUGGUAACCCCCAAUCCAGGGAUUUGGUUUUGCAGCUGAUGGAAAAAAUUUUGUCUACUCCAAAAGCCCGGCCUGUUCUAGUACAUAGUGCUGUGAGAAAAGGGGAACGAUUAAUUCCUCCUCCUGCAUUUGAAAUUUUGCUCCGGGUUACUUUCCCUCCAUCUUCAACUAGAGUAAAGGCUACUGAAAGAUUUGAGGCCAUAUAUGCCAUUCUGAAAGAGGUGGUCUUGGAGGUUCUUCUGGAAGUAAAGCAAUGA
Molecule: messenger RNA, 1032 nt
Organism: Sphenostylis stenocarpa
Lineage: Eukaryota; Viridiplantae; Streptophyta; Magnoliopsida; Fabales; Fabaceae
Source: the annotation of a GenBank genome assembly